AUGGCGAACCGCAGCCGUCUGCUCUCCGCUAUCCUCCUCGUCAUGCUCCUCGCUGUCACCGGUGAUUCCCCGUUCAUCUAGUUUAUUAAAAUUUCCUUACUUUCUUCUUUGUAGCUCUCCGGCUCCUUUCUCCCUCUACGUUCUCCGGUUCUUAAAGGUUUUUUUUCUCCUGGCUCUAACAGGGGAGAUGAUGGGAACGGCCAAACUGGCCGAGGCGAGGACAUGCGAGUCUCAGAGCCACAGCUACAGGGGGCCCUGCGUGAGGGAGAGCAACUGCGCCAACAUCUGCCGGACGGAGGGCUUCCCCGGGGGCAAAUGCCGGGGUUUCCGCCGCCGCUGCUUCUGCAUCAAGCACUGCUAG
Molecule: messenger RNA, 361 nt
Organism: Spirodela intermedia
Lineage: Eukaryota; Viridiplantae; Streptophyta; Magnoliopsida; Alismatales; Araceae
Source: the annotation of a GenBank genome assembly